Brassicogethes aeneus is the source of this 801-nucleotide messenger RNA. The record is from the annotation of a GenBank genome assembly. Lineage: Eukaryota; Metazoa; Arthropoda; Insecta; Coleoptera; Nitidulidae.
AUGGAACGUGGAGGUAACAUUUCAGCUAGUCAAAAAACUGAAUUAAUAGAAUUUAUGGGAAAACACCCGGAAUUACAAAAUGGAAAAUUCACACAAACAUUUACUUUUAAACAUGCAAGGAAAAUGUGGGAAGAAUUGACAAAUAAUUUAAAUGCAGUGCCAGGAGCUACUAAGGAUUGGAAAAAAUGGCGUAAAACUUGGCACGACAUGAAGGCUGCAACAAAAUCAAAAAAAAGUUCUAUAAAACGCUAUACACAGUGUACUGGUGGUGGCCCCUCCAUCAAUACACAAUUAAAUACAGAUGAUGAAAAAAUUUUGGAUAUAAUUGGACCAGUCGCUGUUGAAGGACAGAAUGUAGAGGAAUCUUUGGUAGAGUUUGACGACAGUGAUAUAAUUGUAGAAUAUUCUGAAGCUCCUGAAACUGUAAAUAUCAGUGAAACAAAAAAUAAUUCAAAUAACGAAAAUCCUCAGCAGAAGCCUAUCGUUCCUUCUGUUAUUUUAAACAAUAAUAAAGAAAACAGUAAACCAACAGAGCAACCAAAAUUAAAUGGUAGCAAAAUACCAUCUCGAAAAAGGCGUAUCCAAAGGCUGGAACACACCAUUACGGCAACCGAGAAACUAUCCCAGCAAACAGAACGAAAAAUUUUGUUAAAGGAAGAAUAUUAUAUCAACAAACUUCAGCUUUACCAAGAAGAGGUAGAUGCCAAGAAAAGAAUCGCAGACGCCCUAGAAUCCAUUGCAGCACAUUUUAAAACCAAAGAAAUGGACAAGCACCAUCUACAAGAUGUAUGUGAUAUUUAG